Leptosia nina is the source of this 1275-nucleotide messenger RNA. NCBI's taxonomy places the organism in Eukaryota, Metazoa, Arthropoda, Insecta, Lepidoptera, Pieridae. The record is from the annotation of a GenBank genome assembly.
AUGUCGCGCAGUAGAUGCGAUGGUUUGCUUGCAAAGGUCGAUUUUCCUCUUUACACUUUACAAACCCUUACUAAUCGACAUGUUAUCGUGGCUGGAGGUGGCGGAGCAUCUAAUACAGGCGUCGCUAAUGGAUUUGAAAUAUUUGAACUCUCGCACAAUGGUAGCAAAUUUGUGGCUGAAGAAGUAAUGAGGCAUGAAACAGGACCAAAUGUGGUCAUGAACUGUUCAGUACGCAAUGUCCAGAAUCGAACAUAUUUAACCGCUGGGCAGGAGAGCCACUGUCAGCUGUAUAAAGUUAACAUCCGUAUGGUGGAUGCUGCCGAGAUGAGAAGGGGUAGCUUUAGAGCUGAGAAUGGCCUAGUUCGUAGACGUCGCCGGACAGUUUCUGAAAAUGAUAAUAUAUCUAAGAUGGAUAACAAUUGUAACACGACUGAGAAGAGAAUAUCAUUUGAAAUGAGGCCGAGUGAUAGUGUUCAAACUGAUUUUAGCGAUGAUCCAUUACAACGAGUAGUAUCAAUAAGUCCUGAUGGAAACCUGAUGGCCACUGGUGGAGUUGAUGGAAUUAUCCGAGUAUGGAAUUUUCCACAGAUGCAAUUAUUAUUUGAACUCAAAGGCCACACAAAAGAGCUGGACGACCUGGACUUCAGCCCGUGCAGUAGCAAGCUGGUGAGCAUAGCGAAGGAUGGAUUUGCACAUUUGUGGGCGACUAAGGAAAAGGCGGCGCCGCUGCUACAGCUCACCUGCCAGCCGCCCAACGGCACCAAGUUCUUAUUUAGGAGAUGCAAAUUUGCCAUGGUAGAAGACAAACCCAACGAACAAAGGAUGUUCACGAUAGCCAACCCGCUAGCUCGGUCGGGCAAGCAGCGUGGACUACUGCAACUGUGGGAGCCCAACAGUGGGACGCUACAGCGCAGUGUGGUGUGUAACGAGGCGCUAUCCGCCCUCACGGUGCGGGACGACGGACGGUUUGUCGGAGUUGGCACAAUGUUUAGUGGAUCUGUUGAUAUAUAUAUCGCAUUUAGCUUGCAGCGCGUGUUACACGUGAAGAGCGCUCACCGCAUGUUCGUGACGGGGUUGGCGUUCUUGCCCGUCCGGGGUUACGGCCCCUCCAUCACCAGUCGGAGCGAGGCGGCCCUUCUCUCCAUCUCUGUAGACAACUGCCUCUACGUGCACGCGCUGCCGCAACGCAGUACUAUGCCGGCGUGGUUGGCCAUAGUAUUAAUAAUCUUCGUCCUAUUCUGCACUUUCUGCGCAUGCUCAUACCUAGGUAUUUAA